ACGUGCCUGACCCCCGCGCUGCUGCGGUCCCGGCCUGCCCGUUCACUGCCCUCCCUGCCUGAUGGAGCCAGCGCUGCCAGGGGACCCUCCUCGAGGCAGCCGGCUGAGCCCGGUGCGGGAACGUUAGUGGGACGUGGCUGGUGGCGUGUGCCACCCCAGGAGGGACGAUGGCUCAGGGCACCGGGAGCAUCAACAGCGACUACAAGGAUUGGGAGUGGAGUGCCGACGCCGGGGAACGGGCCAGGCUCCUGCAGAGCCCCAGCGUGGAGACGGUGCCGAAGAGCGGCGAGAGCCAAGGAAACGGUCUGGGAGCCACGUCGGCUUUGGGAGCCGUCUUCAUCGUGGUCAACGCUGCCCUCGGGGCUGGGCUGCUCAACUUCCCCGCUGCCUUCAGCAUGGCUGGUGGCGUGGCCUCGGGCAUUGCGCUGCAGAUGUGCAUGCUGAUCUUCAUCAUCGGAGGCUUGGUCAUCCUGGCGUACUGCUCGCAGGCCAGCAACGAGCGGACCUACCAGGAGGUUGUGUGGGCCGUCUGCGGGAAGGUGCCUGGCGUGCUGUGCGAGGUGGCCAUCGCCGUCUACACCUUCGGCACCUGCAUCGCGUUCCUCAUUAUCAUCGGAGACCAGGAGGACAAGAUCAUUGCUGCUCUGGUGACGGAGCCUGAGGAAGCUGGGAGCAGCCACUGGUACACAGAUCGCAAGUUCACCAUCAGCAUCACUGCCUUCCUCCUCAUCCUGCCCCUCUCCAUCCCCAAGGAGAUCGGCUUCCAAAAAUACGCCAGCUCCCUAAGCGUCAUUGGCACCUGGUACGUCACGGCAGUCAUUAUCAUAAAGUACAUCUGGCCUGACAAGGAGCUCACGCCUGUGGAGAUCCCCACCAGCCCCUCCACCUGGACAGCUGUCUUCAAUGCCAUGCCCACCAUCUGCUUUGGGUUCCAGUGCCACGUGAGCAGCGUGCCCGUCUUUAACAGCAUGAAGCAGCCGGAGGUGAAGACCUGGGGGGCGGUGGUGACGGCGGCCAUGGUGAUCGCUCUCUUCGUCUACACCGGCACUGGCGUCUGCGGUUUCCUGACUUUUGGGGCUGGUGUGGAACAGGAUGUCUUGCUGUCCUACCCCUCCAAUGACAUCCCCGUUGCCCUCGCCCGGGCCUUCAUCAUCCUCUGUGUGCUGACGUCCUACCCCAUCCUGCACUUCUGUGGCCGGGCUGUUUUGGAGGGUCUCUGGCUCCGCUACACUGGGGUGACAGUGGAGGAGGACGUGGUUCGGGAGCGGAGGAGGCGCCUGCUUCAGACCGUCAGCUGGUUCCUCCUGACCCUCCUCCUGGCUCUCUUCAUCCCCGACAUCGGCAAAGUCAUCUCUGUCAUCGGGGGCUUGGCCGCCUGCUUCAUCUUCGUCUUCCCAGGGCUCUGCCUGAUUCAAGCCAAGCUCUCCGAGAUUCAAGAAACCAGGGCCAUCAGCUGGUGGGCCCAGGUCAGCUACGGGGUGUUCAUGGUCACCCUCGGAGCCUUCAUCUUUGGACAGACCACUGCCAACGCCAUCUUUGUGGAUCUCACAGCCUGA
Balearica regulorum gibbericeps (East African grey crowned-crane) is the source of this 1556-nucleotide messenger RNA. NCBI's taxonomy places the organism in Eukaryota, Metazoa, Chordata, Aves, Gruiformes, Gruidae. The record is from RefSeq and is a predicted model, not a curated record.